Messenger RNA from Choloepus didactylus (southern two-toed sloth), 2359 nucleotides. RefSeq names its product dnaJ homolog subfamily A member 1-like. Gene Ontology annotation, cellular component: cytosol; cytoplasm. Gene Ontology annotation, biological process: protein refolding. The transcript has a single exon. Bases 1886 to 2314 code for a protein of 142 amino acids. Gene Ontology annotation, molecular function: Hsp70 protein binding. The record is from RefSeq and is a predicted model, not a curated record. NCBI's taxonomy places the organism in Eukaryota, Metazoa, Chordata, Mammalia, Pilosa, Megalonychidae.
CCACAAAACUGCAUCAAAGAUAAUGGUGUUUUGGGGGACAUAUGCAUCCAAACUGGCACAGCCACAUAGGAGCUGAGAGAAAAAAGCUAAGACAGAAGCCCAGAGACAUUUUGGAGACAGCAACAGAAAUGAGAAACUAACCUCAGGAACGGCCCAGCAGACUCUGGCCCUGUGCCUUACCAUGUGACAAAGGAUCCCCAGAUGCAAUCGGCCUUGCUUCAGAGAAGGUAUCAUCCCACUGAUGCUGUAACUGGGACAUUUUCAUAGCCUUUAAACUGCAAAUUUGUGAACUAAUAAGUCCCCAUUGUAAAAGAUAGUCCAUUUCUGAUAUUUUGCAUUUUGGCAGCUUUAGCAAACCAGAACACCAGGUCAUACAUAUUGUACUCAGAUCUGUCCCAUUUCUCUCCGAACUGCCUAUGACAUCACAGCUCAACAUCCUACUUGUUUCACUCUCCAGGGUCCAGGGGCCUAGCAUGCUCAUUUCCUCCCUAAAUCUUUUGACUCUCAAAAAUAUUCCUAGCAUUUUUAUAGUUUGCCAGGUAUUUUCACAUAUCUUCAUUGAAUUCUCACCAUUGCUCUGUGAGGUGACAGGGACUCAGCCAUCCAUUUAUUCAACAAGCACUAAUCAAGGGCUCGGUGCCAUGUCAGGCCCUGGAGAGACAAAGAUGACAAACCCAUACUGCCUAUACUCUGGAGCUCACAGACCCCAGAGGGACAAGACAGUGUACAUGCUAUUAUGAUUCAAUACAGUAGGUGCCAUGAUUGGAGAGCACCAUGUAUGUGUUCAGAGAGCCUGGAGGCAGCCCUUUGUGGCUCAGCAGGACCAGAGGGGUUUCCUGAGGAAGAUUGUGGUCCUCAGUCCUGAUCAGUAGGGGCAGAGCAGACAAAGAAGGAGGCCAAAGGAAUGGCAGACAAGGAGAGCAGGACAUUCAAAUUAUGGGUAGCUGAGUAUGGCUUGAGGUAGAGUGUAAAGUGGGGGGUGGAAGGUAGGCAGGAAAUGACUCAAGAGACAAACUCAGGAGCCAGAUCACAGAGAAGUAUAUUUUGAAGAGUUUGGAUUUUACCCUAAGAGAAACACGCAGUCACUGAAGGGUUCUAAGUAAGAGGAUCAUUACAUGGCUUCCACUUUAGAAAGAGUGAUCAGGCAGUGGGAGGAUGGACUGGAGGGGCUAACACAGGAAGAUAUUGAGGCGGUCCAGGAGAGAGAUGAUGAGAUUUCUAUUGGGGGGCUUUGGCAACCAGGAUUGGGAGUAGGGAUGGAUUCAAAAGAUAUUUAAGAGGCGGAACUUCCCAGAAUACUAGAUAAAAGGUGGAGGAACAGCUGCUGCCCGAGCUGCACACAGCGACAUGCUCCUUCCUGCUCCCCAUCACUGGCCUUGGCCAGCUCACUGGCUGUAGAAAAUGGUAAAAGAAAUCACUAUGAUGUUUUGGGGGUCAAACCCAAUGCCACCCAGGAAGAGUUGAAAAAGGCUAAUUAGUCUUGAAAUACCACCCUGAUAAGAAUCAAAAUGAAGGAGAGAAGUUUAAACAGAUUUCUCAAGCUUAUGAAGUGCUCUCCUCACAAAAGAAUUAUAUGACAAAGGAGGAGAGCAGGCUGUGAAAGAGGGUGGAGCAGGUGGGCAUUUUGGCUCCCCCACGGACAUCUUUGCUAGGUUUUUUGGAGGUGGUGGAAGGAUGCAGAGAGAUGGAGAGGUACAAAUGUUGUACAUCAGCUCUCAGUAACCUUAGAAGAUUUAUAUAAUGGUGCAACAAGAAAACUAGCUCUGCAAAAGAAUGUGAUUUGUGACAAAUGUGAAGACCCGGGUGAUAAGAAAGGAGCAGUAAAGUGCUGUCCCAAUUGCAGAGGUACUGGAAUGCAAAUAAGAAUUCAUCAGAUAGGACUGGAAUGGUUCAGAAAAUUCAGUCUUUGUGCAUGAAGUGCCAAGGCCAUGGGGAACAGAUCAGUCCUAAAGAGAGAUGUAAAAGUUGCAAUGGAAGGAAGAUAGUUCAAGAGAAGAAGAUUCUAGAGGUUCAUAUUGACAAAGGCAUGAAAGAUGGCCAAAAGAUAACAUUCCAUGGUGAAGGAGACCAAGAGCCAGGACUGGAGCCAGGAGAUAUCAUCAUUGUUUUAGAUCAGAAGUAUCAUGCCAUUUUUGCUCCACUAGAAGACCUUUUCAUGUGUAUGGACAUACAGCUGGUUGAAGUAUUGUGUGGCUUCCAAAAGUCAAUGUCCACUCUUGCCAACCAAACCAUAGUUGUCACCUCUCAUCCAGGUCAGACUGUCAAGCAUGAAGUCAUCAAGUGUGUGCUGAAUGAAGGCAUGACAAUUUAUUAAAGGCCAUAUGAAUAGGGUUGCCUAAUGUAUUAGUUAGAUGGAAGG